Molecule: messenger RNA, 3665 nt
Organism: Bolinopsis microptera
Lineage: Eukaryota; Metazoa; Ctenophora; Tentaculata; Lobata; Bolinopsidae
Product: structural maintenance of chromosomes protein 3-like
Biological process (GO): mitotic sister chromatid cohesion
Cellular component (GO): mitotic cohesin complex; chromosome
Molecular function (GO): double-stranded DNA binding; ATP binding; protein binding
Source: RefSeq, a predicted model, not a curated record
AUGACAACUUUCUACGUUCUCCGUCCUGAGGAUGGCCCACAGGGACUCUUCCUUGAUGAGCCCACAAGCAGGAAAAUCACAAUGAUCGCUGAGCUGCAGUCUCCGAGCAUUAACCCUGGUCUUCCCCCAUUCUACGCACACAUUUCACCUCAAUCCCCGGCCACCGUUACUCCCGUAACUCCCAUACAUACCGAACAACCAACCUCCCAUCUGGUAGACAACUGGAAAUACUGCUCCUCCCGAGGCAGGAAUGAAGUGGUCGUGGAACCAUUCCAUCCUCACCAUAACUGUGUUGUGGGAAGGAACGGAUCUGGAAAAUCUAACUUCUUCUUGGCGAUCCGUUUUGUGCGAGUGAUGAGUUCAUACAUGAGACCAGAACAACGACAGCAACCCCAUGAGGUAUUCCUCGAUAAGAAGAAUGUCACGAAGACAGAUGUGAUAAAUCGUUUAAUCUCUAUUUCCCCAAAGUAACCCCCCUACUACAUCGUGAAAAAAGGCCGAAUAAACCAGAUGGCUGUUGCACCGGACAGUCAGCGAUUGAAAAAGGGAUCUAAAGGAGGUACCUCAGCGGAGGAGCUAGCCCAGGUCGAAGAGCAGAAUCAAGACAGCUCAGAAGCACUCAACCAAGUAGUUCCCCAGUUCCACGAACAGAAGAAUCUAGAAGAAUCCUGCACUCUCAGCUGAGGAUCAACGAGCCAGAGAAGGACAGAGCUUUACGCCAAGAAGGGAAGAAAUCUGGAAUUCACGGAUCAAAAAAAGAGAGAUGAGUGGAUAAGUAGUGAGCUGAAAACGUACGGAUCAAAUCUCUCUGACAAGGAGGAGCAAACCAAAACUGUUGAAAAGGAGGUUACAGACACUAAAGAAAAGAUAGAGAAGAUAACAGAGGAUAUAAAGGAACGAAGUGAGAAUCUUGAGGAAAGAAAGAAGGAAAUAGAAGAGACUAACAAGGAGCUGGGAGAAGCGAAGAUUAAAAGAGACGAGGUUCAAAACAAACGAAAGGACCUGUGGAGACAGGACAGUAACUUUGAGCAGAGUCUCAAUACCAGCAAGGAACAGCUGGACGAGGCAGAACGUCAACUCCGCUCCACAGUCAGCAAGGCAUUUAACAACGGUAUAGAUGCCAUCAAGAAGAUUGUACGUGAGAAGAACAUCAGUGGCGUGUAUGGACCCCUUAUAGAGAACUUCAAAUGUAACGAGAAGUUCUUCACCGCUGUUGAAGUCACCGCUGGAAACAGGCUAUUCUACAUCAUAGUAGACACUGACAAGACAGCAUCACAAAUACUGAGCAUAAUGAACAAGAACAAAAUGAACGGUGAAGUUAACUUUCUGCCUCUUAACAGACUCACCUUCAAGGAAGUCCAGUAUCCCACAUCCAACGACGUUAUCCCGAUGGUAAGCAAGUUGGAGUACAACCAGAUCUUCAAACCAGCCAUGGAAACAAUAUUCGGCAAAACUCUCAUCUGUCGGAGUCUGGAGAUUGCGUCCCAGUACGCGCGUAACGAGCACAUGGAUUGCAUCACCCUUGACGGUGACCAAGUGUCUCGCCGUGGUGCGCUAACUGGGGGGUACUACGACAAGCGUAAGUCUCGUCUGGACUCACAGCGCCAGGUAUGGUACUGGCAGGCCAAGUUGGCGGAGGAGGAGACAAACGCUGGCAAGAUAAAGGGCGACAUGGAAGAAGUGGACUCCGAGCUCUCAAAGCUGGUAAGUGCAGUGCAGAAGUUAGAAACAAAGCAGAUUCAGCUAAGGGAAACUUAUGAGAGACAGAAAAUGGAUGUUCAGAACCUCAAUGUGGAGAAGAAACAGCUUGAAAAGCAUCUUGACACCAAGACCAGAUUAAAAUUGGCGCUAGAUGGAGAUCUAACUGCACUGAGAGGCACCGUGGCCUCACUCCAGCAGGAACUGGGAACCGAGCUUCUUUCUCAGCUCACUGAGACUGAACAGGAAGAAGUUAAGAAACUGAAUAAGGAAAUCGCCUCUCUUCAGUCUCAAAUUAGAGAUUCUCUCGAACGAAGGAGUAAAUUAGAAGUAGAGAAGAACAUGUACGAAAAUCUGUUGCACAAUAACUUAUUCAAAAGAAGAGAUCAGCUGUUGAGUAAUAUUGAUGAGUUGGGAAUGAGUGAGCGAAAACAGGAUUAUGAUAGUAAAAGAGCAGAGUUCUCUCAAGCGACCGAGGGAAUGGAAUCCACGAAGAAGCGAUUAGACUGGCUCGAGAAUGAAAUGGACGUAUACACGAAGAAAUGCAAAGAAUUGGCGACUCAGAUUGAACACAAAACAGGAAAAGAGAGGGAGAUUCAGGAAAGCAUUGAAGAAGAGAGCAAAAACAUGGAGAAAAUGGCAAACAAACGAGCUGUAAAGUUACGAAAGAAAGAGGAAGUGAUGAGAAAGAUCCGAGAGUUGGGGUCAUUACCAGCAGACGCUUUUGAGAAAUAUCAGAACAUGAGUUUGAAGGAGCUGUGGAAGCUCAUGAACAAGUGUAACAAUGAGCUGAAAAAGUACGCUCACGUGAACAAGAAAGCUCUGGAUCAGUUUGUAAGUUUCUCGGAACAGAAAGAAAAGCUUAUAGAGAGGAAGAAAGAGCUUGAUAAGGGAUUGGAUGCAAUCAAGAACUUGAUGGACGUUCUAGAGCACAGAAAACACGAAGCCAUUCAGCUAACUUUCAAACAGGUGUCCCACUUUUUCACAGAUAUCUUCAAGAAGCUAGUCCCUGGCGGUACCGCUACUCUAGUCAUGAAACGUUCAGAGUUCGACGAGGAGGGCAGUUCAGUCCCUCUCGUUGAGCAAUUCACAGGAGUUGGCAUCAAGGUCUCCUUCAGUGGAAAGGUUUCGGAGACAAAGGAAAUGCAGCAGUUAUCUGGAGGACAGAAGUCUCUGGUUGCUCUGACUCUGAUAUUCGCUAUCCAGAAGUGUGAUCCUGCUCCCUUUUACUUGUUUGAUGAGAUCGAUCAGGCGCUGGAUCCUCAACAUCGUAAAGCUGUCGCAGAGUUGAUAAGCAAACAGUCGGACACGUGCCAGUUCAUUACAACAACAUUCCGUCCUGAACUUGUCCAGGCAGCAAACAAGCACUACGGAGUGAUCUAUCGCAGCAAGGUGUCCCACAUCCAGCAAGUUACCAUGGAGGAAGCUCUGGACUUCAUCGAGGAUGAAGCACCUGACAAAAAACGUUCAGAGUUCGACGAGGAGGGCAGCUCAGUCCCUCUCGUUGAGCAAUUCACAGGAGUUGGCAUCAAGGUCUCCUUCAGUGGAAAGGUUUCGGAGACAAAGGAAAUGCAGCAGUUAUCUGGAGGACAGAAGUCUCUGGUUGCUCUGACUCUGAUAUUCGCUAUCCAGAAGUGUGAUCCUGCUCCCUUUUACUUGUUUGAUGAGAUCGAUCAGGCGCUGGAUCCUCAACAUCGUAAAGCUGUCGCAGAGUUGAUAAGCAAACAGUCGGACACGUGCCAGUUCAUUACAACAACAUUCCGUCCUGAACUUGUCCAGGCAGCAAACAAGCACUACGGAGUGAUCUAUCGCAGCAAGGUGUCCCACAUCCAGCAAGUUACCAUGGAGGAAGCUCUGGACUUCAUCGAGGAUGAAGCACCUGACAAAUAAACACCCAACAAACUGAUCGAAGUGAUUUCGAGUUUAUUUUGACGGACCAUCUCUAAUUGGAUUAAAUAAAUUGAUUA